AUGAUGGGUAAUUUUUGGCUUCGAGAAGCGUCAAUGCGUUUAGUACUAUUUACUCUUACCUGCGCUUUAUGGAAUCUUCCAUUCGUCAAAGGUGAAACAUGCAAUCCAAAUCUCAACAUCAGACCCGUUGUGUACAUCUUUUCAAGUCCAGAAAAUAGCAGAUUACCCAUUGGUGCCUCCAUUACCCUGAAUUGUACAGCGGAGCCAAGAACAGAAGAUAAAGUAUAUCUGGAUAGAUGGGUCAAUUAUAUCGAGUGGUACGAUCCACAGGAUAAUGAAGUUGGAGCUAAAUGCAAGCAGCCUUCAAACAAACGGGCAUACAAACUUAAAUUAACCUGUCCAUUAGUGCUUAAAAAUCUGACAGUUGACAAAAUUGGCCGCUACACCUGCCAAGCUGGCAAUGGUUACAUAAAACACUGCACAAGGAAAUCAUUCGAAAUAUUGAUUCAAGGUCCUGCGCCAGAGUUAGUAGGAGUUCCUAGGAACCAAAGCACUGAUAUAGGGGCCAAUGUAACUUUCAACUGCACUGCCACAGGUCUUCCUGGGACAAGCAUCUCAUGGAUAAAAGACAAUGACUCAAUUGCCCUACAGUCCAACCCAAGGGCGAUAUUCAUCAAUAAUCCUCAUUCAUCAACAAUCCAAAAAACCAUGCAAAGCCAGUUGUUUAUUACAGGAGUGAAGAAAGAAGAUUUUGGCAAAUAUCAAUGUGAGGCAAAAAACAGUGGUGGUAAAAAUUUGUCGUUGCCAGCUUUCUUAUCCUCGAAAGUUUCAGAUGCCCAGAAACCUGAGAUCGUUGAAUGUCCAAAGAACCAAAGUGUCCUGAUCGGUUCCAAUGCUACCUUAAGCUGCACUGCUAGGGGUCUCCCAAGGCCAACAAUCCACUGGAUAAAGGACAAUGCUUCAUAUCCUUUACAUUCUAACCCCAGAGCACAUGUAAUUCCAGACGGGCGAACCAAUCGCAGCCAGCUUUUUAUAACGAGAGUAGAGAUGGAAGACUAUGGAAAAUAUCAAUGCAUUGCAAAUAAUAGCAUUGGAAGAAGCCAAUCAGGAGUGGCUGUCUUGAAAAAAAGUACGAUUUUUUUUCAAUGGAAGGGAAAAAAAUAG
This is a messenger RNA of Pocillopora verrucosa, 1104 nucleotides long. NCBI's taxonomy places the organism in Eukaryota, Metazoa, Cnidaria, Anthozoa, Scleractinia, Pocilloporidae. The record is from RefSeq and is a predicted model, not a curated record.